This is a messenger RNA of Helianthus annuus (common sunflower), 4306 nucleotides long. Its product is annotated as myosin-2. NCBI's taxonomy places the organism in Eukaryota, Viridiplantae, Streptophyta, Magnoliopsida, Asterales, Asteraceae. Gene Ontology annotation, cellular component: myosin complex; vesicle; cytoplasm. Gene Ontology annotation, biological process: actin filament organization; vesicle transport along actin filament. The record is from RefSeq and is a predicted model, not a curated record. The transcript is spliced from 24 exons. The coding region runs from base 448 to 3972 and encodes 1174 amino acids. Gene Ontology annotation, molecular function: ATP binding; microfilament motor activity; actin filament binding.
UUCAUUCAAUUUCAAUUUUAAUUUUGGGGCCAACAUUCAUCCAUCAAUUCAAUCGUCUUCUUCUUCUUCUUCUUUGUCUUCUCGUAAUUCACACUUUUCAACAGCAGCGUAAAACCCACUUAAUUCCCUCUCCAAUUUCGCAUUUUGGGUUAUCAAUUUCGUGUCUUUAUCUCGUCAAAUUCGAUAAAUCAAAGGGGAAUUUCCAGCUUUUGUUCAGAUUAGGAUCGAAUUUUGCAUUCUGUUUGCGGAAAUUGGUGUUUUUGGUUGGUGAAUUUUGACAAUUUGAUCUGGAUUGAAUUAGGGUUAGGGUUAGGGUUUAGAGAGGUUUUUUUUUGUAUGAAGAAUGUUGAUGUGAAUAUAUGAUUGACAUUGUACGGGUUUUGAAGAAUAUGAUGGAUUCAGUUUGUCAGUUAAAUUAGGGUUUUUUGGAUUGGAUUAAAUAGCAAAAUGAUUUCGGCUUCGCCGAAUUCGAUAGCUCGGAGUUCGUUAGAGGAAAUGCUCGAUUCGCUUCGUCGGAGAGACGAGGCGGAGCACUCGAGGGACUUGCCGCCGGCGUUGCCGUCUCGGCCGACAUCGAAAGCGCGUCUACCGAAGCGGUUGAUACAGGCAAAGCUUGCUAUGGAACAUGCUGUGUCUUAUGACUCAAAUAAGAAUAAGAACAAGAAACCCGAGGUUAAACUCGUUACGGGUGGCAGCGGUCGUAGUUUCGGCGAAAAGAAAGAAGCUGCAGCUGUUGGCGAUCAAAGAUUGUCGGAGAAUGGUGGCGCGACUCUUGCCACUUCGCCGGAGACUGAAUGGAAUCACAUUAUCAAUCAUUUCGCUAAAAACAAACUUGGAGUAUGGUGUAAGCCGCCCCAAAAGGAUCUAUGGGAAUUCGUAAAGAUCGAAGAAACCAUGGGUGAAGAAGUAUCUGUUGUGCUUUCCGACGGAAGUGCGAUCACGAUAUCUACAGGAGAGAUCUUACCUGCAAAUGAAAAAAAUCUUGAUGACGUAGAUGAUCUUGUCGAACUUUGUUAUUUAAACGAGCCGUCAGUUCUUCAUAAUCUUAAGUAUAGAUACAGCCGUGAUGUUAUUUACAGUAAGGCAGGGAACGUUUUAUUAGCGGUAAAUCCGUUCAAAGAAGUCAAAAUAUAUGGAAAUGAUUUCGUCACAGCUUAUAAAGACAAGAAGUCGAACAAGCCUCAUGUAUACGCUACGGCUGAUGCGGCAUACCGUGAUAUGAUGAAAGAUGGUGGAAAUCAAUCUAUCAUUAUCAGUGGUGUAAGUGGAUCUGGGAAGACCGAAACAUCGAAAUUUGCAAUGCAAUAUCUGACAUCAGUUGGAAGCCAGAAUAAUAAUAAGAUAAAAAACAAAUUGAUACAAGCCAACUGUAUACUGGAAGCCUUUGGGAAUGCAAAAACAUCGAAAAAUUUGAAUUCCAGCCGAUUUGGGAAAUUAAUUGAUAUUAAUUAUAACGCAGAGGGGAUAAUAAGCGGCGCUUCUAUUCAAGCACUGCUUCUAGAAAAGUCAAGGGUAUCUCGAUUACGCCGUGGGGAACGAUCGUACCAUAUAUUCUAUCAGAUCUGUGCGGGGGCACCACCUAUUCUUAAAGAUAUGCUGAGUUUAAAAAUGGCGAGCGAGUACAAGAUUCUAAAUCAGAGUGGGUGCUUGAAAAUUAAUGGCGUUGAUGAUGCCGACAACUUUAUAAUGCUAGUGGAUGCCUUUGAUACGUUUGGGAUUCCUCAUGAGGUUCAAGAAAGCGUAUUCGAAUUGGUUGCCGCAAUUUUAUGGCUCGGGAAUAUUUCGUUUGUAGUAAUUGAUAAAGAAGAACACGUUGUGCCUAAGGCUGAUGAAGCUAGUCGAAAUGCUGCUCGGUUAAUGGGCUGCAAGACGGAUGACCUCAUUGAUCUCCUCUCCACCAACCGAAUCCACAACACGACAACGCCAUUGACAUUACAACGGGCAACUGUUAAAAGAGACGCAUUGGCAAAAUUUAUUUACGAUAGCUUGUUUAAUUGGCUCGUGGAAGAAAUUAAUACAUCACUCAAAGGAGACGAACAGCAUGCUCGACACACCAUAAGCAUUAUAGAUAUUUAUGGAUUUGAGUCGUUUCAGAAAAAUAGCUUUCCGCAGUUGUUGAUAAACUAUGCUGAUGAGAGAUUGCAACGACACUUCAUUCACCAUCUUUGUAAGCUUGAACAAGAGCAAUAUGAAUUGGACGGAAUUCACUGGAAAAACGUAGAGUCUGAAGACAACGAAGAGUGUUUGGAUCUUUUUGAGCAGAAUCCCACGGGGCUAAUAUCGAUACUCGAUGAGGGUUCAAAUUCCUCGAAAGCGACAGAUGAGACAUUUACCGACAAAAUUAAAAAACACCUGAGUUCUAAUUCACGCUUUAGCUGUGAAAAGGGGACGUUUAGGAUUCGCCAUUUUGCGGGAGAGGUUCCGUAUGAUGCUUCAGGGUUGUUGGAACAAAACAGCGAUAAACUGCAAUUCGAUAUUAUCCAACUUUUGUCGUCUUGUAAAAAACCUUUGAACCAUUUGGCAUCGGGUCUCGUGAAGCAGGACCAAACAACCAGUCAAAGUGCUUUCGUAAAGUUCAAGGAUCAUCUAUAUAAAAUAAUUGAGCAAUUGGAGAAUUCAAAGCAACAUUUCAUUCGAUGCAUCAAACCGAAUAUCAAACAACUUGCUGGAAAUUUCGAAAACGGUAUCGUUUGGGAGCAGCUAAAACACAGCCAAGUUAUGGAUAUUUUGCAAAUAUCAAAAUCAAGAUACCCAAUAAGCUUCACACAUCAAGAAUUUGCUACCCGGUUCGGCUGCCUUUUGUCACACAAUCUUAUUUCUACGGAUCCAUUGCGUACAUCGGUUGCUAUUCUUCAGCAUUAUCGUGUCCCUACGCAAACGUAUCGAGUUGGAUCUACAAAACUAUUUUUCCAAGGACAAGUUGAUGUGUUGGAGAAUUUGAGACAAGAAGUUCUAGAAGGUACACGUGUAGUGGAAAACGGUUUCCUUGACAGCCAAGUUGUUCCCGAAUCCGAUGAAUGGACGUUUGGAAUUGUGACAUUGCAGUCAUUUGUUCGUGGUGAAAACGCGAGAAGGGAGUUUAACGUUUUAAAGAAACAGAAUAAGGGGAAUGCGUUAAGCUCACUUGAUGAGCAUAUGACAACAAUUGUAAAUUUACAAUCAGUGGUUCGUGGGUGGUUGGCUCGAAAGUAUUUUAAUCACAUGCAGAGAUGGAAACAAGCAGCCAUUGAUAGCUCGGAAAGCAGGCGAAGGUCCGACAGUACAAAUUCAGAAUUGAAGGGCUCUUCACAAGAAAAUAUUGAAGACUUGCAGAAACGAGUAGCGAAGGCAGAAUCAUUGUUGAGAGAAAGAGAUCUUGAAAAUACGGCUUUACGGGAACAAGUACGACAAUUUGAAGCGCGGCUGUCUGAAUAUGAAAACAAAACGAAGGCUGUUGAGGAGAUGUGGCAAAGCCAGAUGGCAACUUUACAAAUGAGUCUCUCUGCAGCCAAGAAAACUCUCGGUUCAGGCAUUUCCGACGGGCAAACCGGAAGACCCGAUGGGUCAGCGUCACCCAAUUAUUAUGAUUCCGAAGAUAACAUAUCAGGAAUUCCAACUCCUGUACAAAUGACACCACUCCGAUCUGGACAUAACAGACGAGAAAACGGCGUUAUUUCCAACACGGUUGAUUACUUAUCUAAAGAAUUCGAGCAAAGAAAACAGACUUUCGAUAACGACGCUAAAGCCGUUAUCAACGUGACUCCCGGACGCCCGCCUUCUUCAAAACAGAUCGAAGAUUAUAAAAGUUUAAAAAAGAAAUUUGAGAUUUGGAAAAAGGAGUACAAGCAUCGGUUACGAGAGGCCAAAACAACGCUUGUGAAUGCCGAAAGUGGCGGCGGCGGUGGUGGUGGUGCUAGCGGUGGCGGUGAUAGGCGGGGGAGACACUGGUGGGGGAAGUUAAGUAGUAAGAGAGGGAAAGAGAGAGCAGUGUGAAGUUACUAACUCGCCCCUACGCAUAUGACGUAUAUACAUUUUGAAGAUAACUGUUAAACGUUGGUGGGUUGUAACUUGUAACUGCCCCUGUGAUACUGGACCAUUUUUGUGGCGUUGGUCGAGGCGUGGAGUUGUUUGCACGUGACUACGGCUCGUAGUGUGCGGGUUUAUUUUAACGAACCGAGCGGUUGGUGCGGGCCCAUUUUGUGUAUAAAGUAGGUCUGUUGAGUGUGUGGGUUUUGUUGUUUGUUGUCCAAAUUUUGUAUUAUAUGGAACAGACUACUUAUAUGGUGUUUGUUUUUAAAGUUAUAAAAAAAAAACCUAAGUUUGUCCA